AUGAAGCUCGAUGCCACAGAUCUUCGCUAUGUAACCUCUGACGAGUUCAGGGUGCUAACCGCGGUAGAAAUGGGCUCCAAGAACCAUGAGAUCGUACCCACACAACUGAUUGUGCAAAUUUCUGGCUUGCGCAACGGCGGAGUGAACAAGCUGAUCGGCAGCCUCGCAAAGCGGAACUUGGUAGCCCGAGUGCAGAAUGCUCGAUAUGAUGGUUACCGAUUGACAUACGGCGGUUACGACUACCUUGCAAUGCGCACUUUGUCCAAACGCGAUUCGAUGUAUUCCGUGGGUAACCAGAUUGGCGUGGGGAAAGAGUCCGAUAUCUAUAUGGUAGCAGAUGCCGAAGGAAACGAGAUGGUGUUGAAGUUGCAUAGGUUAGGACGCGUGUCUUUCCGCGCUAUCAAGAGCAAGCGUGACUAUAUGGGGAAGCGCAAAUCUGCCUCAUGGAUGUACAUGUCGCGACUCUCUGCACAAAAGGAAUGGGCUUUCAUGAAGGUACUCCACGAGCAUGGCUUCCCGGUCCCGAGACCGAUAGACCAGGCGCGCCACUGUAUCCUUAUGGGCUUCAUUGAUGCCUACCCGCUUCGUCAGAUAGACGAAGUGCCUUCACCAGGAAAGCUCUACUCCCAACUGAUGGACCUCAUUGUUCGCUUCGCUCGGGCAGGCCUUAUCCACGGUGACUUCAAUGAGUUUAACAUCUUGAUCGGCCGGACAACUGGCGAACCUGUCGUAAUCGACUUCCCGCAGAUGGUUAGUACAUCUCAUGAGAACGCUGAAUGGUACUUCAACCGCGACGUUGAAUGUAUCAGAACCUUCUUUCGCAGGCGUUUCCAAUACGAGAGUUCCAUCUACCCUAGAUUCAGGAGCACACUCGGUCAGGGGGGCGAGGAGGAUUUUCAAUUGGACGUCGUUGUGGCAGCCAGCGGAUUCAGUCGGAGAGAUCAAAAAGUGCUCGAAGAGUACAUGUCGACUAUCAAGGAUGAAGAGCGCGAGAGUGCUUCCGCAUCAGAAGAAGAAGAGGAGGAGGAAGACAGCGAAGGCGUCGAGGAUGAUGUAGGCACCGACCCGCUGCGAGAUGAAGGUGGACCAUCUUCAGAACGGGAACGGGCUGACCCUGUGCUUUCUGAGCCGCAUUCUCCGCAGACAGCGCCAAACACAGGGCGCGAAUCCCCGCUGCCACCGUCACGCUCUUCAUCCGCGUCGUCCCUGGAGGACGAGGCUGGAAAUCUCACGCUCGAAGAUCGGGGACAGUCAGAUCUUGUCAAGGAGAGGGCUGUAUCGGAUGCUUCUCGGGCGUACGCGCGCCAACAGCGCAAGUAUCACACCAAACGCAGCGCCCAACGAGCUGGCCGCGCAAAAGGCUCGAAGGCCAAACAGGAUCCGCGCGUGAAGCUUGACCGUAGCUCGGGUUGGGAUUGA
Messenger RNA from Peniophora sp. CBMAI 1063, 1419 nucleotides. The record is from the annotation of a GenBank genome assembly. Lineage: Eukaryota; Fungi; Basidiomycota; Agaricomycetes; Russulales; Peniophoraceae.